Ostreococcus tauri is the source of this 2181-nucleotide messenger RNA. RefSeq names its product Peptidase C1A, papain C-terminal. Gene Ontology annotation, molecular function: cysteine-type endopeptidase activity. The coding region runs from base 1 to 2181 and encodes 726 amino acids. The transcript has a single exon. Lineage: Eukaryota; Viridiplantae; Chlorophyta; Mamiellophyceae; Mamiellales; Bathycoccaceae. The record is from RefSeq and is a predicted model, not a curated record. Gene Ontology annotation, cellular component: lysosome.
AUGGCGGCGGCGAACGAGUUCAUCGUCCCGGGGAGCGUGUGGGCGCGAGCGCUGGACGAGGCGACGACGACGCGACGGGAGGCGCGAGAGCGAGAAAAGGUGUUGGCGGAGGCGGAGCGGACGUCGGCGGAGACGCGGGAGAUGGAGGAGGAGGUGGAGCGGGAGGUGGAGGCUGAGAUGGCGGCAAAGAAUUCGAGUCGUGAUGACGAUGUGAAGGUGGAGGCGCACUCGGAGCGGUUCAUGAAUUGGUUGGCCAAGCGACCGGAGCGCGCCAAGCGGUACUGCGGAGAUGAGGCGCCGCCGUGCGCGGAGAGCGCGCGGCGAGAGAAGAUUUUUAACGCAAACGUCGCGAGGGUAGAUCGGCACAACGCCAAAGCUGGGAAGAAUGGGAUGCGGAUGAGCGUGGGUAAUUUUGCCGAUCUCACACCGGAAGAGUUCGAGCACAGGCACGCCACGGCGUACGAGCGACGCGUCAAGGCCAAGGUCGAGCUGGGCGUCGCGGCGCUCGGUGAAGCGUCGACGCACAAGGGCUCGCGGAAUUACGGAACGCGUACGGAUAUGAAACCGGUAGUUGAAGAACGUCCGAUGCGAGAUGACGAGCGAUCGGAGCGUCCGCGCACGCACAGUUCAAAGCGUGCAACGCGCACACACGGAGACGCCCUAGUACAGCCAGAGGAGCCCCCCAUCGCGCACGGUGAACUGGACCAACACUUCGCGGCGUUCGUCGAUAGGUAUGGGAAGCAGAUGCAGUACUGUCCGGCCGUCCCGUAUCCGUGCGACGAGGCGUUCAAGAGACAAAAGGUGUUCCUUAAAAAUCUUAGGGACAUCGAGCUGACAAACGCAAAGGGUGGGAUGAAGAAGCGCGUGACGCGCUUCGCGGAUUUGGAGAGCGACGAGUUCGCGCAUGAGCACGCGACGUAUGCGAACGUGACGGUUGGUUCAAAGAAACAACGCAGAAACAUGGCGAAACUCGGUGACUUGUCACAGGCUGACAUGCGAGCGCUGCACGCGCAGCGGCCGCACGCGUUACGUGGCAAGGUAUCUUUUCACAAGAUCAAGCCAAGGACCGACGUCAACGAGACGAGCACACUCGGUAAGUGGGAGUACACAUCGGCAGGCUUUAACGAAUCGUUCGAUUGGCGUAAGAAGAUCGAUUUGGGCCCAAUAUAUAGUCAAGGGAUGUGCUCGGGGUGUUGGGCCUUCUCCACGGCGCAAGUCGUCGCGGACAGCAAGACGAUCGCUUCAGGCGCACGCGUAGCGGUGAGUCCGCAUCAUUUAUUGUCGUGUGACAACCUAGAUUCGGCGUGCAACACGGGGAAUAUGGCGACGGCUUAUUCGUGGAUCAACGUGCAACCGAAGGGCGUGCUCUUGGCAUCUGAUUUCCCUGAGGGGAGCAGUUGUGAGGUCGCCAACGAGCCGAGCACUCGAGGAGUUAAGAUUGACGGCUACUGUGAAAUUCCGCCCCUACAAGGCGUCCCAACCGUGCUCAAUAUAAUGCGCGCCUUGAAGCAGCAAACUGUGGCGGUGGGUCUGAACAUCAAGCCAUUGCAGCUGUACGGCGGCGGCAUCGUGCGAACGCGCGACUGCCCGCCUGCAAGUUCAGAUCCGUUGCUUGCCAUCAACCACGCUGCGGUAUUAGUUGGAUGGGGUUACGACGAUGAAUCGAAACAGCCGUAUUGGAUAAUGAAAAACUCUUACGACUCUGACUGGGGCGAGGAAGGGUACGCGAAGCUCUCCAUGGAGCUCGGCGCGGAUGGGUACGGCACGUGCGGUUUGUACACAGAGCAGAAUUACCCGCUCACGGACGGUCGUGCGUGCGUCGAAGGAUCCAUGAAGAAGUGGAGCGUCAAGCGCGGUAACGACGUGUACUUGGAACCCGACGAUGUCUUGGUGCUUCCGAACGGACGAGGGUUGAUUACGCCGUUCAAGUUUGAAAUCUUCGGAUACGACUUGACCGACGCGCUGCAAUUCGCGGCGAUGUUUUGCUUCUCCCUUUGCUUCGUCCUGCUCCUCAUCGAGUUGUAUUUUUGCUUGUUCCCGGAGCUUGACGAUGGGGAUCAGAGCGAAGAAGUCGUCGCCGACGGAGGCAAGUCGCCUUCGGUGGGAUCGUCCCUGUUGCGCGACGUCGAGAAAGGUGGAUCCGCGGGAUACGGCGCCGACGCGGACGCCGAGAAGAAGUGA